GCGCUCCGAGAGAUUUAGUGCUAUAUAAAUCAAGGCGUUUUGAUGACACGUGAGAGAAGAGAAGGAUUUAUAUUGGCACCUGGUGCAGAAGAUUAGGAGGCCAUAAAAUCUGGGGAAGAUGUCACUUUAAAUAGAGGGAACUACCUCUCCUCCACCCCUUUCGCUCCGGCGCGGGAGGGUUGGGUUGGACUCGCCUGCCUGCCUGACAGACGCUGGUUAACGGCGAACGCCACCAUGUUACCUCGCCUCGGCUGCCUUCUGCUGAGCGUCGCCCCGUUCGCCGUGGCUCUGGCCGCCGCGCUCGACUUCCAGCAUCACCGCUACGACGCGCUGGUUCGGGCGCUGCUCGGGGUGCAGAGGGACUGCCCGUUCAUCAGCCGGGUGUACAGCAUCGGGCGCAGCCUGCAGGGCCGGCACCUGUACGUGAUAGAGCUCAGCGACCACCCGGGCGUCCAUGAGCCCCUGGAGCCAGAGUUUAAGUACGUUGGGAAUAUGCACGGUAACGAGGUGCUGGGACGGGAGCUGCUGAUCCAUUUGGCGCAGUACCUGUGUGACGAGUACAAGCAGAGGAAUCCGCGCAUUACCAACCUGAUCCACGAAACCCGCAUUCACAUCCUACCCUCCAUGAACCCCGACGGGUACGAGGUGGCCGCUGAUCAGGGACCAGUGAUGAACUCGUUCAUCACCGGACGAGCAAAUGCCCGUGGGGUCGACCUCAACCGCAACUUUCCUGACCUGCACCUGGUCAUGCAGAAGCUGGAGGGCAGGAACCACCACAUCCCGCUUGACAGCAACUGGGAGCAGCAGGUGGAGCGGGAGACGUACGCCAUCAUCCGCUGGCUGCAGAGCUAUAACUUCAUUCUAUCCGCCAAUCUGCACGGAGGAGCCGUGGUGGCGAACUACCCCUUCGAUAAGGCCCAGGGACAGGCUGGACACAGGCUAUACAGGCCCAGCAUCUCCAGCACUCCUGAUCAUGAGCUCUUCCAGAAGCUUGCCCGCAUCUACUCCUUUGCCCAUGGGUGGAUGCACAGUGGGACCAACUGUGGAGAUUACUUUCCCGAUGGGAUUACCAAUGGAGCCAGCUGGUACUCGCUUGCAAGAGGAAUGCAAGACUUCAAUUACCUCCACACCAACUGCUUUGAGAUCACACUGGAACUCAGCUGCAAGAAGUUCCCGCCGGCGAAUGAGCUUCAGCGGGAAUGGUACGGGAAUCGUGAAGCACUGCUAGCCUACAUCGAAGAGGUUCACAAGGGAAUUAAAGGAAUGGUUUUGGAUGAAAAUAACAACGGAAUUGCUGAUGCUGUCAUCUCAGUUUUUGGCAUCAAUCAUGAUGUCACCACAGGUGUGGACGGGGACUAUUUCCGGUUGCUGUUACCGGGGGAGUAUAUCGUCACAGCGUCAGCAGCUGGUUACAGGAGCCAGGCAGUUCACAUCAACGUUAAUGACAAUGGACCCAUUCGGCUGGACUUCCGACUGGUGCCCAAGGUUUCCGUGCCCUCCACCAGCAUGCCCACCCUCCCACCACAACAGAAUGUCACUGGUCAAGUGCCCCAUCGCAGGGUCGGGCCAAGAACAGCCAGGAAGAUACCGAAGCAUCACAAGCAGCAAAGGCACCGGAAACGGAGGGACUGAGGAGCAUUUCACCCCCUAUUUCCCCCUCCCUCCCACUUCCUUCUCUUGCCUUCCCUCUCCCUUCCCUCCCUCCCUCUCUCUUUGCCAUCCCCUUUCUCCUACUCCUUUCUUCCCUUUGUCCAUCUCUUCUCACCCACUCCCUCUCUUCUCACCCCCUCCGUCCUUGUGUCUCUUUCCAUCCAUCUUCCUUUCCUCCUCCUUCCUUGACUCUACUUCCAAACCAAAUACUUUUCGCUCGUUCAUCUCAGUCCUCCAUGUGAGAGGGAAGAUUUCGGGGUUGGGAUUCUGGGAGGAGCCAGAUGAAGCUACCUUUUUGUGAGAUGACACUUUUUUUGUAAGAAAGAUGAAGCAACAUGGACAAAUCUGUGCCUUGGUGAACCAAAUCAGACCAAAGAUCUUUUACCUUUAAAAUCAUAUUUUCAGUGCAUGUUUUUUUUAAACACAUUUAAUAUUUUGCUUUUACUUAAAUUGUCUGAUUUCAACUAAUCUGCUCCCGCUGUUGGUUGACCAGUAUGUCAGUCAUUUUGACGUAUGGUCUGCCCAUGACCAAUCAGAGAGCCAAUCACUUUUUUGUUAACCAAUGGGAUGAUUGGUUAUGGUGUCAAACAACCCAUGUUUCCAAAUGUCCAAGUAUUUUUGUAGUCAGAUAAAAAAUGUUUAAUAAACUAUGAA
Mobula hypostoma (lesser devil ray) is the source of this 2304-nucleotide messenger RNA. RefSeq names its product carboxypeptidase N, polypeptide 1 (gene cpn1). The record is from RefSeq and is a predicted model, not a curated record. The coding region runs from base 235 to 1632 and encodes 465 amino acids. Gene Ontology annotation, molecular function: zinc ion binding; metallocarboxypeptidase activity. The transcript is spliced from 9 exons. Lineage: Eukaryota; Metazoa; Chordata; Chondrichthyes; Myliobatiformes; Myliobatidae. Gene Ontology annotation, biological process: peptide metabolic process; protein processing.